AUGCCAGCGCUUGAUAUUGCGCAACGACAACAUGGAUGGUUGCCAAUAUCCGCAAUGGCUAAGGUUGCCGAGUACCUCGGUGUUCCCGAGAUGCGUGUUUUCGAGGUGGCCACAUUCUAUACGAUGUACAACCGGAGCCCAAUGGGCAAAUAUCACCUUCAACUCUGCACUACCACACCUUGCAUGCUAGGUGGAGUGGGCUCUGAUGUAAUCCUUGAAACAAUCCAAAAAACUUUGGGUAUAAAAGUGGGCGAAACGACUCAGGACAACCUUUUCACUCUCAGCGAAGUCGAAUGUCUUGGUGCCUGUGUGAACGCACCAAUGAUGCAAAUAAACGAUGAUUAUUACGAGGACUUGACUCCGGACGAUGUCGUCAGAAUCCUCAAUGACCUCAAGGCUGGUAAAAAGCCCAAACAUGGUCCUCAAUCCGGCCAGGGUCACCGGUGCGCUUGCGAGCCGAAAGGCGGUUUCACCUCCUUGCGAUCGCCUCCAGUUCCGCCAGGUUUCAAGUUGCAAGAUGCCCUCAAAUGA
Mesocestoides corti is the source of this 531-nucleotide messenger RNA. The record is from the annotation of a GenBank genome assembly. NCBI's taxonomy places the organism in Eukaryota, Metazoa, Platyhelminthes, Cestoda, Cyclophyllidea, Mesocestoididae.